Zea mays is the source of this 2177-nucleotide messenger RNA. RefSeq lists its product as uncharacterized. Bases 396 to 1892 code for a protein of 498 amino acids. The transcript is spliced from 8 exons. Lineage: Eukaryota; Viridiplantae; Streptophyta; Magnoliopsida; Poales; Poaceae. The record is from RefSeq and is a predicted model, not a curated record.
GGCCAGCGCAAAAGCCAAUUGGCGUCACGUCGUCGCCUCUGCGGAAACCGGCGGUCCACGGGAAAGGAAAGAGGAAACAGGGAGGCGACGCCGUCACAAUUCGUUCUCGCGAUUUGCCCUUCUCCACCUCCCCGUCCAUGUCGCGGGAAAUCACGCGCGGCGACGCUGGAUUCACUUAGAUCCAACAGGGUAAUCGGCACGGGGCAGCCUCUCCACCCAUUCCCGCAGCCGGUUGGGCGAGUCGUCGGUUCAGAUAAUAGACUGGGCGUGUGGAUCCAAGAGGUUUGAUCCCUUUAAUUUGGAUUGAAGUGCCAGCUUUCGGUCAGGAAGGUGAUGCUGGAUGAUGCUGACGGACUUUGAAAGCAUACCGGUUCAAAGAAGUGUUGCCUGUCACCAUGAGGCUCAACGUUGGGCUCCUAGUGCCCUUGAUGGCACAAUACUCCGCACCCACAUGGGCUACUUUAGUUGCUGGGUUCUUCAUGCUGCUUGCGCUUUCGCUCUCCACGUACCUGAUAUUUGAGCAUCUCUCAGCAUACAACAAUCCAGAGGAACAAAAAUUUGUACUGGGUGUUAUUCUCAUGGUCCCUUGCUAUGCAAUUGAGUCAGUAAGGCCUCUAAAACACUUUAUGUAUGUGCUACAUUACUCCAUCAGCAUGCCUAAUGUUCUUCUUUUGCAACAGUGUAUUUCUUUGAUAAAUCCAAGUACAAGCGUUUACUGUGGCAUCCUACGUGAUGGUUAUGAAGCAUUUGCAAUGUACUGCUUUGGAAGAUAUAUUACUGCAUGUUUAGGUGGGGAAGAUAAAACAAUAGCCUUUUUAAAGAGGGAAGGUGGCUCUGGUUCUGGGCAGUCUCUACUGCAUCACACGUCCGAGAAGGGAAUCAUACACCAUCAUUUUCCUGUAAAUUAUGUAUUGAAGCCCUGGAGACUGGGGACGCGGUUCUACCUGAUUAUCAAAUUUGGAAUCUUCCAAUAUGUGAUCAUAAAGACCCUCACAGCCACCUUAUCUCUUCUUCUAGAAUCUUUUGGUGUUUAUUGUGAUGGAGAAUUCAAUUUACGAUGUGGGUACCCUUACUUUGCUGCUGUUCUCAACUUUAGUCAAUAUUGGGCCCUGUACUGUCUAGUAGCAUGGUAUACAGCCACCAAGGACGAAUUGGCUCCUAUAAAGCCUCUGGCUAAGUUUCUUUCUUUCAAAUCGAUAGUGUUCUUGACUUGGUGGCAAGGUGUGGUGAUUGCAAUAAUGUAUGCUUUGGGCCUUCUUAGAAGCCCUUUAGCCCAGAGCUUGGAGUUAAAAUCAAGCAUUCAAGAUUUCAUUAUUUGCAUAGAGAUGGGCAUUGCUUCAGUUGUUCACCUCUAUGUGUUCCCAGCCAAGCCCUAUGCACUCUUAACUAAUCAGUCACACGGAAACAUUUCUGUACUUGGGGACUAUGUAUCCUCUGAGCCCGUGGACCCUUUUGAAAUAAAGGAAAGCAACCGGCCUACCAAAAUGAAGCUUCCACAGUUGGAACCAGAUGAGAGAAGCGUGACAAACAUAAAAGAAAGUGUUCGGGACUUUGUUGUCGGCAGUGGUGAAUAUGUGAUCAAAGAUUUUAAGUUCACUGUUAACCAAGCAGUGCGACCAGUGGAGAAGCGCAUUGAUAAAUUGAUGAAAAAGAAUGAUAAGAGUAAGAAAAGCCAGGACGACAACUGGGUGAGUGCAGCAACACCAGAGAGGCCUGUUCGUGGGAUUGAUGAUCCAUUAUUAAGCGGAAGCGCAAGUGACAGUGGUGUCACAAAGGGCAGAAAAUAUCGCAGAGUUGUGAGCUCAGUUACUGCUGUGGACAGCUGGGGAGGUGGUGAUCAAGCUUCUGACGGAUAUGAGAUCAGGGGUCGCCGCUGGGCUGUAAAAAGCUAACGAUUUACAUAGCGAGAUGGUAAAUUCGAACCAUAUCGCGUGGGGGGAAAAGGACUUUUAGGUUUGCAACUGUUUCUGCGAUACUGGCCAUUUAGGAGCCUUCGCAAGUUCAGAUUGUCUUUGUAUAGGUACUUAGGUAGCUGAUAAUGAUAUGUAACCUUUUUGCGUAGAUUGUUUAAUUUUCUUUUCUUUUUCUUGGUCGAGUCGUACUGACAUUUGGUAUUGCAAAAUUUGAAAGUACAAUAGUUUUUUUCAUUCUUUGGAAAUGGAAACAGAGUUCAGCGA